UUAAAGUCUAUAAUAAAGGAAUUAAAUUUGAUAACUUCUUGGACUUCAGCUCCUUCUAGCAAAAGUCACAUCAUCCUACCUCGGUGGAUGGCUUGGCCUCUUGAAUAGUUCAGGACUCUUGGAUGACCACACUUUAUGCAAAAUCUGGAAUCUUCCUGCCUGGACUCCUUUCUGUUUUCUAAGGGUUCAUGUUGGGGAGAGGUCUAAAACGCAAGCUGAGUGACUAUGAGGAGAACAUGGCUGGUCUCUCGAGUGCCUUUGAUUCCAGUCGAAAUCUGCCAUAUCCGCUUAAGAGGCAGUUGGUGCUUAAUAUGUGCCUCACCAAGUUACAGACAUACAAAAUGCUGGUGGAACCGAACUUGCACCGUUCUGUCCUCAUAGCCAACACAGUACGGCAAAUUCAAGAGGAAAUGAGACAAGAGAGUAAUCAGCAGCCAAUUAAUGUCUGCCCUGGCAUUACUCCUGGUUCUCACAGCUACACAGGGAUGGAAUCAUCUGGGAUUUCUCUUCAGUUGCCUUCAGGUAUUAGUCAGCAAGAGUCUAACUGUUGCGACUUGCGGUCUGUAGAAGACCCAAUUGAAAAUAGCCUGCUGAUAGUUUCAGAUGAUGAUAUGUCAUCUGCUAUUUCAUCUAUUCUGAAGGAUUUAGACUUUGUAGAAGAUAUAAGCCCGCCUACUUGUCUGGUUCCUACUGGAGAUGACCAGCCAAAGUUUCCAGAAAAUACUGGUCUAAAACUAGAAGAUGAUAGACAGGAUUUGAAGGGAGCUGAAUGUGUGUUUGGUUCCUUUGAGAUUUCAAAUUCAACUAGUUACUUGAAGGAUUUGGCAAUAGAUGACAUUUUUGAAGAUAUUGACACUUCAAUGUAUGAUUCAGACUUUUGUUGCCCUCCACUAAUGCCGCCCAGACCACCAUCUCUUGCUACAGAAGAACCAUUGAAGACCUUUCCAUCUUGUAAUUCUUCUUCAGCAAGCAACAUUCAGAUAUGUAGAACAGAUCUGAGUGAGUUGGACCACAUCAUGGAAAUUCUCGUUGGAUCCUGAUACUUGUUUUACCCAAAGAUACUUUUUAACUGCCACUUUUAUUUGGUUUCAGGAUAAAAGCCACUGGAAAAGUUGUAAAGAAUUCUUUAAAACACAAACUAAAAAUAAUUUGUCUGUAGUGGGAUUUUCUAAAUAAUUCCAAAACUCACAAACCAAAAAAGUGGCAGAUUUUUUUUAAAAAAAGAAAUAUUUAUUUAUCAGAACUGUGCAAUCAUCUUUUUCCUUCCAGGGUGUAUGUGGAACAAUAGGCACAUACCCUUAUCACCCCUCAUGCCUCUUUCAAUAAACUUUUUUAUGUGCAAUUUUUAAUUUGUCAGAAGAAUUUACAUGCAAAACAAAUUUCAUAUGAGGUGAUCUUUUACAAAGCCUCCACUUUAUUUUUAAUAUCAGAGUCUAUGCCAAGUUGGCAUAUGUCAAGUUGCGUAGUUGGAUUGCGUGGAUUGCAGAUGCAUUACUAGAGAUGGGUAUAUUUUAAAAAUGAGACACAUUUUGCUUUCUUUUGGUCAGAAAAGCAGAUCAAGACAGUUAUCAACAAAGUCUCUUGCAUUUUCUAAAGCAUUCAGAACUAUUUAUUUUUGUAAAUUUUAUAGUCUUUCUACAUUUUACUACGUUAUUUCAUCAUAGUUCAAAUAUAAUGGACUUCUAGUUGGAUGUGUUUAGCACUACCUCUGAGCUGAAAUGCUUUAACGCUUUCCAGUGCUUCGUCUAAGACUGCAGAUCUUUUUGUUCCUAUUUUUUUCUGGGGGAAAGUACUUCUAACUCAUUAAGCUGAUCCUUUGACAGUGACCUAGCUGAUUUGUGAAAUCAAGGGUAUUCAAUGUUUAAAAACUUUUAAGUAUUUACAAAUGUAAUUUAUAUGUAGAUUGUGCAAUUUAACAUUUUUCUGUCAGUAUUACGUGCUUAGAUUUUGAAUAAUCUUGGCGUUCUUUAAAUUAAAACUUACUAUGUACAGGUAGCUUUUUAAUCUGUUUUGGAAACACUGUCCUUCAACCCUGCUUUCACUACAAAGUUUUAAGAUGAUUUUUAUGUGCAAUAUUAUUUAAAAAGAUACACAUUUGUAUACCUGGCAUUGUGGAAAGAAACGCUUCAACCUUAAAACUUCUAGCACCUUUGGAGGAUACUCAAGAGUGUCAACAUUUCUGUAUCCUUUAAGAAACAAAGUUGAGAACACUUCUUACUACACCAGUGCUUACUGCUUUGAAUACUCCUGAAAUACUCAUUGAUAUGUGGUGAGUCAGUGCUGAUGACCAAGUACCAUCGUGCAGCUCUGAGAGAGCUCAGGGGUCUGACCGCUCGGAUGCAGCGCCAGGGCUGGGGCCUGCGUGGGCUUUGGAAGCAUCGUGGUGGUUGCUGCUGCUGAUCCUGCAGAUUGUA
Molecule: messenger RNA, 2414 nt
Organism: Gymnogyps californianus (California condor)
Lineage: Eukaryota; Metazoa; Chordata; Aves; Accipitriformes; Cathartidae
Product: SERTA domain-containing protein 2-like
Exons: 3
Coding region: 189-1040 (283 amino acids)
Cellular component (GO): nucleus
Molecular function (GO): transcription regulator activity
Source: RefSeq, a predicted model, not a curated record